UUUUCAAGGAUCUAAAUGAAAUAUUUUCUUAUCCAGAGUGUAUUUAUAAACAAAUUAACUACAAAAUGAGUUCUUUACUGUUUGGCGAAAUCGUUGAACCCACUACCAGGGCCCUAAUAGACGAUGAUCUAGAAGAAUAUCCGGAAUAUAUACAGCCAUUGGAAUGGGAAGGAAAUUGUGAAACUCCAAAUCAAAUUGAUACUCUUGUUUUUGUGGAAACUGAAAAAGUGAAAAAACUACUCAACUCUUGUGUUUUGCUUAACCUGAAAUCCAUUGGUAAGCUCAAAAGUGCAGGAGUUGAGAUUUAUAACAUAAAGGAGAAUGUCUAUGUGAUUACUCAUUUUGAACAAAAAGAUUUCAACACAGGAGAGAUAGUGGAGGCUUUUGAGAAUUGGAUCAAGAUUGCAAAGCACAUUUAUGCAGUUACUUCGGAUUCCAUAUAUAAUUACCAAAAUGGAGAUUUAUAUGAGAAACCUUCUGCACUUCUGAGGAUGCUCUCCAAUGAUCCAGAAGAAAAAAUUCAUUGUGGUCAACUAGAAACCCCAAACUUAGUAACAGGCCUGGGUGCUAAUGUGUUAUCAUAUUGCAUUCAUACUGAACUGAAAUGCACUUUAUUUAUUGCAUAUGUAGACAAUUCACCUUUAGAUUCAGCUAAUAUAGGCGUUUUGUUGGACUUGUUUACAAGACUUGAUAUACCAGUGAGUAAAAAAGUUAUUACAGAACGUGGUGAAGAUUUAUCAUCCAGUAAUUUGUAUAUAUGAAAAUAUAAAGAUACAACUGUAAUUUU
This is a messenger RNA of Leptinotarsa decemlineata (Colorado potato beetle), 787 nucleotides long. RefSeq names its product Proteasome assembly chaperone 1 (gene PSMG1). NCBI's taxonomy places the organism in Eukaryota, Metazoa, Arthropoda, Insecta, Coleoptera, Chrysomelidae. Gene Ontology annotation, molecular function: proteasome binding. Gene Ontology annotation, cellular component: endoplasmic reticulum. Gene Ontology annotation, biological process: proteasome core complex assembly. The record is from RefSeq and is a predicted model, not a curated record.